AUGAAUAAAAUAGCAAUCGGGCAAUUAUGCUCUUCCGCUAAUUUGAAGGCUAAUUUAGAUACUGUAAUAAGACUAAUAAGUGAAGCAAUUGAUAAUGAUGUUAAAGUAAUUUUUUUUCCUGAAGCAAGCGAUUAUAUUGCCCAAAAUUCUCUUCAUUCCAAAUAUUUAGUUCAAAAGAGUCCUGAAUUUGUAACGAAAUUACAGAAAAGUAUCAGGAACUUAGUUCUACAAAAAGGGAAACCAAUUGAUGUGUCAAUUGGUGUCCAUUUACCAAUAUCUACGAACGAAUCUUCUAUUUAUGAUAAGAACCACAUCAAAAACGAUGAUAGAGUACGUAAUAUGUUAUUAUACAUCAAUCAUAAAGGUGAAAUAAUCGACCGAUAUCAAAAAUUACAUCUUUUUGAUGUAGAUAUACCCAAUGGUCCCAUAUUAAAAGAAUCAGAAUCUGUCCAACCUGGUAAACAUUUACCAAAUAUCAUUGAUACACCCGUUGGGAAAUUGGGGAGUGCAAUAUGUUACGAUAUAAGGUUCCCUGAAUUAUCUUUGAAGUUAAGAUCCACAGGAAGCGAGAUAAUUUGUUUCCCAAGUGCAUUUACUAUGAAGACAGGUAAAGCACAUUGGGAACUAUUAGCACGUGCUAGAGCCAUUGAUACACAAUGUUAUAUAGUAAUGCCUGGUCAAGAUGGAAUUCACAAUACCAAUGAUCCAAAAUGGUCCAACUUAAAUAAGAAUAUGACAACUUCAACAAUAGCAGAAAAUAUAAUACAACGGCAAUCAUGGGGCCACUCAAUGAUAGUAGAUCCAUGGGGCACUGUUAUAGCCAAAGCAGACCCAGAUAUUCAAGGUCCACAGCUGAUCUUUGCUGAUGUAGAUCACCAAGUAUUGAGGGAAAUUAGAAUGAAAAUGCCUCUUUGGCAGCAACGUAGAAAAGAUAUAUUUAUGUGA
Messenger RNA from Arxiozyma heterogenica, 945 nucleotides. RefSeq names its product putative hydrolase (gene NIT2). The record is from RefSeq and is a predicted model, not a curated record. Bases 1 to 945 code for a protein of 314 amino acids. Lineage: Eukaryota; Fungi; Ascomycota; Saccharomycetes; Saccharomycetales; Saccharomycetaceae. The transcript has a single exon. Gene Ontology annotation, molecular function: hydrolase activity, acting on carbon-nitrogen (but not peptide) bonds, in linear amides.